ACCCCAAACGCCGUCGUCCAGGAGCCCUCUCCUACUUCCCACUUCCCGCUACUCCGCUUCCGCCGCCCUCUUCCUUUCCACCAUCGCUGAAGAAGCUCCAUCUUUGUGAGCUCUUCAGCCGCAAAUAUGGAAUCAUAAUUUUUUUCCUUGGAAUGAUGUGCUUUUGAUGAUCUUAACUUUGAUUAACACUUUGUAAUGGUGUUAGUAAUGGAGGAAGAUGUUACGGUAAAGGAUGAGUCUUGCAACUCCUGCUGUCAACAGUGGAAAGAGAAGUAUACGAAAUUAAAAGAGAAGCAUUCCAAGGUUGAAGAUGGACGAAAUGCUCUUCGGAAAGGAAUCAAACUUCUUGAGCAGGAAAAUGACAAGCUAAAAUCUGAAUAUCAAGCUCUCAAGAAAGCAUUUGAGGAUGAGCGGGCACGGGCAGAGAGUGAAAAGCAAGAUAAAGUGUUAGAAUCUGCUACACGAGUUACUUUAGAGCAUGAGAUUUCUACUCUGAAGUCUCAGAUUCUUUUGUUGCAGGAGAAUGGAGGUUUGGCAGCUAAAGGAGUGGAUGAGGAGGUUGCAAAUUUGCAACAACGUGUUUCGGAAGCUGAAACAGAGAUAAAUAAGCAUAAGGAGCUUUUACAGAAGGAGAGAAAGAGAGUAGAUACAGAAAAAGAGAAAGUUGAGAAGGAGAGGAAAAAAGCCAGAGAUGCAGCAGAAAAAUUAAAUGCAGAAAAAAAGAAGGCCAGCGAAGAAAAGAGGAUUGCUGAUAUUGAAAGGGUAAAGGUUGAGGAACUUCGACAUCAGUUGGAGAGCUUAAAAUGUGAAGUGGAUGAAGCAAAAUCAAAGUUGGCGUUGGAGACAGCAAAGCAUGAACAGGAAAACAAGAAGCUCAAAGCUGAAAAAGAAAACACAACUAAGGAGAGAAUGCGUGCAGACAUGGAGAAGGCCAAAGCUGCAGAACAAGGUAAGCUUGCGGAGGAAAAUUGGAAGAAAGCUAUGGAUGAGAGAAGUCGUGCUGAUGCUUUGGCUUGGCAGUUGGACAAAAAUAAACAUAGGCUUGAAGAAUUGGAGAAGCAGAUAUCUAAUCUUGUAUCUAACAGAAAGUUUGUUGACAUUCCCGUUGGAAACCCACCUGGUGGACUUGCAGAACUUGCUGGUAAAGUAGGGUCCUUGACUUGGAAGAGUGAAGCUGGUGCACUAGAGGCAUGUAACAAGCUUGGGGAAUGGCAGCAGAAAAAUGUUAGAGAAAAGAAGCAGGCAAUAUCUGAGAUUGAGAAAGCAAAAAACCAGAUGAAGGCUGCAAAAAGAUACAAGAGGAAAGCCAUGGAGGAAAAAAAUCAUGUAGAUCAUUUGUUUCAUGAACUGGAGGGCAAUAGAAAAAGGUUGGAGGAAGUGCAAAGAGAGAUUCAGGAACUUGUUUCAUCUGGUAAAUUGUUUGAGUCAUCUCAUCCUGCAUCUGGUAAAAGUUUGAAAGAUGAAACUGCUGAAAUCAAGCUGUUAAGGAAACAAUUGAAGUUUGAAAAGAAGCGUGUAAAGCAUGCCAAAGAAGUGGCUAAGUUGGAAGUAGGUCGCAAUUGUCUACUUCAGCAAGAAGUACAUCGCCUAAAGCAGGAGUUUAUUCCAUUUGCACAGCGCUUAGAC
Messenger RNA from Coffea eugenioides, 1626 nucleotides. RefSeq names its product caldesmon-like. NCBI's taxonomy places the organism in Eukaryota, Viridiplantae, Streptophyta, Magnoliopsida, Gentianales, Rubiaceae. The record is from RefSeq and is a predicted model, not a curated record. The transcript is spliced from 3 exons. The annotation marks the transcript as partial.